This is a messenger RNA of Panicum hallii, 1284 nucleotides long. Its product is annotated as lactoylglutathione lyase. Gene Ontology annotation, molecular function: metal ion binding; lactoylglutathione lyase activity. NCBI's taxonomy places the organism in Eukaryota, Viridiplantae, Streptophyta, Magnoliopsida, Poales, Poaceae. The transcript is spliced from 9 exons. The record is from RefSeq and is a predicted model, not a curated record. Gene Ontology annotation, cellular component: cytoplasm. The coding region runs from base 160 to 1032 and encodes 290 amino acids.
UCCUGUGGACUGUAUCCUGUAUAUAGGUGCGGUGCCUUCACUCAUCUCCUCGCCUGGAGGAAGAAGCCAAGACACUUGGUUAGGUCGAGAGCUCACUGCUGCGCCUGUGCGUGCUCCUUGAUCGAAUCGAGCCGAGGCCGUCGGAGUCCAGCCCGAGGGAUGGCAACUGGGAGUGAAGCCACGAAGCCAGCUGAGGCUGUGCUUGAAUGGAACAAACAGGACAACAAGAGGAUGCUUCAUGCUGUUUACCGUGUCGGGGAUCUGGACCGCACAAUCAAGUACUACACGGAAUGCUUUGGGAUGAAGCUGCUGAGGAAAAGAGACGUUCCUGAUGAGAAGUACACCAAUGCCUUCCUUGGGUUUGGACCAGAGAACACCAACUUUGCGCUUGAAUUGACAUACAACUAUGGCGUCGACAAGUAUGACAUCGGAGAGGGCUUUGGGCAUUUCGCUAUCGCUAAUGAGGAUGUGUACAAGUUGGCUGAGAAUAUUAAAUCCAAGGGUGGCAAGAUUACUCGUGAACCUGGUCCUGUCAAGGGAGGAUCCACUGUUAUUGCCUUUGCAGAAGACCCUGAUGGUUACCUGUUUGAGCUUAUUCAGAGGGCUGAGACACCUGAGCCUCUUUGCCAAGUCAUGCUUCGUGUUGGUGACCUUGAGCGUUCAAUCAAGUUCUAUGAGAAGGCCCUUGGGAUGAAGCUCCUACGAAAGAAGGAUGUGCCUGAUUAUAAGUAUACCAUUGCCAUGUUGGGCUACGCUGAUGAGGACAAGACAACCGUUCUGGAGCUGACGUACAACUAUGGUCGCACAGAAUAUAGCAAGGGCAAUGCAUAUGCUCAGGUUGCUAUUGGCACCAAUGAUGUGUACAAGAGUGCUGAGGCUGUUGAUCUUGCAACGAAAGAACUAGGUGGAAAGAUUUUGCGGCAGCCAGGGCCGCUGCCUGGGAUCAACACAAAGAUCGCCUCUUUUGUUGACCCAGAUGGCUGGAAAGUGGUUCUGGUUGACCACGCCGACUUCCUCAAGGAACUCCAGUGAAGCCCAGACACCCAGGUGCCAUGCUAGAUGUAGUAUUGCUUGUCCGUGAUGUAAUAAAUGGUGGUUGGUGCUUGGGUUUGUUCCUGCCAUGAUGAACUGAAAAUAAAACUGCUGCAGAGUUGUGCUUUUGCUAGUGAGGAUUGGGGUUGGCUAUGUGGUUCUGCCUGUUACUAGUAUGCAAUUGCUACCUGUAGCAAUCUGUCUAUUACACUGGAUCAGUUCGCAUGGUUGAAUGGUGUUGGUUCACUGAUA